AUGAUUGCAGCAGGUAAAAAUGCGGUCACUAAAGUUCUUAAAAAGCACGUGAAAUUCCAUGAGGAAGAGGAACUUCACAUUGCACAGAAAACGAUUCCUAGUAGUGAUGGUCCUCCUGGGUUUAACAAGCGACAUUUCCAGGCUGCGGCAGAUUCUGAUUCUAGUGAGGAUGAAGCACCGGAAGAGGAAGGUAUUGCAGACGCUAGUAUGGCCGCUAAAUCUAAUCUUCUGCUUAGGGAACGUACAUUAAAGCGGGAGCAAGACUUGUUAAAGGAGAAGAGAAAGCAACAGUAUAAUAAGUUUGCUGAGCAGAAGGAACUGAAAAGAUUAAGAAAUGAGAGGCAACACAAGGAAGAAGCUGAGAUCGAGUCUGAAACCAAACUGAAAGCCAAUGUAUCCUUCGAAGAAGACGAACUGCGGGAAUUGCCAGAUGAAUUCUUUGAUGACCUGGAAUCUCAAUCCAGUCAGAAAAUUAUGAAACGGCCAACAAAGGUUAACUUCAAUGAAAUAGAUGACAAUUAUUCUGAAGAAAUAAAAAGGGAGAUCAAAAUUCAGAAGAGGAAGACAUUGAAAUCGCUGAGGAAAGUAUCCCUAAACAGAGGACCUGUUAAAGUUAGCAUGCUACCGUCUUUAGAGGCAGCCAAGUCGUUAGCUCCCAAAAAAGAAUCGAAAGUAUUGAAUACUAAAGAGAAGUGGUUAAGGAGAAAGAAUCUUAAUCGUAAGUAA
Messenger RNA from Eremothecium cymbalariae DBVPG#7215, 726 nucleotides. It is a transcript of the gene BUD21, whose product is annotated as Bud21p. The record is from RefSeq and is a predicted model, not a curated record. The transcript has a single exon. Lineage: Eukaryota; Fungi; Ascomycota; Saccharomycetes; Saccharomycetales; Saccharomycetaceae. Gene Ontology annotation, molecular function: snoRNA binding. The coding region runs from base 1 to 726 and encodes 241 amino acids. Gene Ontology annotation, biological process: rRNA processing.